AGAGGUGACUGAGGUGCGACAUGGUCGUUCUGAAUUUGGGACGUGUUUAAUGAGAUACAGAUUGAGAAAGAAAAAAAACGUUAAGUAAGAGGACUAAAUAUCAGAAGAGUUAUGAGGAUUGUUUCCCUGUUAUCAAGAGCCAGAAAGGGUGGUAUCAAUGCACAGCCCAGAUCCUAUUUAUCCUGCUUUUCAAAGGCUACAAAUAGUACUGCAAUUAGUGAGAAUGUUAGAACCAUGUCUUCCAAAUUAACAGGCUCCAAUAGGAUAAAGGGAACAGAGAAGAACAUAUGGGUGGAGUUUGGGAAACUUGCAGUGGAAAAUGAAGCAUUGAAUCUUGGACAGGGAUUUCCAGACUUUAAGCCUCCACAACAUGUGAUUGAUGAGAUGACAGCAGCGGUUGCUAGUGACAACCAUCUCAUGCAUCAAUAUACUCGCAGCUUUGGCCAUCCCAGGCUUGUGUCGGCUCUUGCAAAGUUAUACUCUCCUCUCAUUGGCCAUGAGUUGGAUCCAUAUAAAAAUGUGACUGUCUCAGUCGGGGCAUAUGGUGUCCUAUUCUGUGCUGCCCAAGGAUUGAUAAACCCUGGAGAUGAAGCAGUGAUUAUUGAGCCUUACUUUGACUGCUAUGAGCCAAUGGUUAAAGUUGCUGGAGGACAAGCAUUUUAUUGCCCUCUGAGGCCAACAAAGACAGGACAGGUGACUUCUAGCAAAGACUGGAAGUUAGAUCCCAAGGAACUGGAGAGUAAAUUCAGCAAGAAAACAAAGGCUGUAUUCAUAAACAAUCCAAAUAAUCCACUUGGGAAGGUUUUCACUCGAGAGGAACUUCAGAUGAUUGCAGACCUGUGUAUAAAGUAUGACACUAUUUGUUUGUCAGAUGAAGUGUAUGAGUGGAUGGUCUAUGAUGAUAAUAAACAUAUCAAGAUUGCUUCCCUGCCAGGAAUGUGGGAGAGAACAGUGACCAUUGGAAGUGCUGGGAAGACAUUUAGUGCUACAGGCUGGAAGCUGGGAUGGGCAGUUGGUCCAGAAGAUCUCAUAUUCCCCAUGCAGAUUCUCCACCAAAAUUGUACUUACAACUGUCCUACACCGGUCCAGGAGGCAGUUGCUGGAGCAUUGGAGCAUGAGAUGAAACUGAUGGAUCAACCAGACAAAUGUUACUUCUACUCUCUGGCCAAAGAAUUACAGCCAAAGAGGGACAUGUUAGCUAAAAUCAUUAAGGAUGUUGGUCUAUUUCCUGUAGUGCCAGAGGGAGGCUACUUUAUGAUGGUUGACACAUCUGGCCUUAACAUAGAUCUUCCUGAUGAUGGAACAGAUGAUCCUCGUGAUUUCAAGGUCAUUAGAUGGAUGACAAAAGAACUGAAAUUGGCAGCCAUUCCCCCAACUGCAUUCUACCAUCAGGAACACAAACAUCUAGGAGAAAACUAUAUACGAUUCUGUUUUAUCAAAAAAGAUGAAACCAUUGCAGCAGCUGGUGAAAUUCUCAGAAAAUGGGCAAACUCACUGAAGAAAUGACACUAGAAUAAUAUUGUACUCCCAGUAUUAGAAAAUAUUACCAAGUUGCAUGCUGUGCCAAUUAGAAUAAAUGCCUAUGAAUUGCUUUACCAUUAUACUAGUAUAUUACAGGUACACCACUGUACCCUUAACUGUUUUGUACCUAUUUACUCAAGAAAUCCACAUAUGAGUAGAUGUACAUGAAAUAAGGCUGUUUACAAGUGAUAUUAAGAAUUCAAAAUUUGUUUAAAAUGUACUCCUUGUAUUACAUGUAUUAAACUACAUGUAAAAUUGUAUUGUUCCUCCAUCAUACAUGUAUAGAUUUACUAAUUACACAAAGAGCUUAUUAAGAAAUUCAUGGGUUUUUUCUUCUAUUUCUUUGUUUACAGGAAGACCAACAAAUUUUCUAAUAUGUAUGAUUAAUUUUUGUCAUGGGAUGUUCUUCAAAUGGCUGAUAAUAAUCAGACUGUGUGCCAAAUGCCUGUAAAGGUUUAUAUAGAAAAUUCUGUGAUUUCUUAGACAUUUUAAACCCUUUCAUUAAUGAAGUAUUACAUCAGCAUCAAGCUUCUUUAGUAUGAACUUGAUCCAUUUGUGAAUUCAGAGACUUCUUUACCUAAACAAUUUUUUUCCAAAGUUUUUUGUUUUUGUUUUGAAACGACUCUUGAAAGUGAGGUUAUCCUUGUUGAUUUAUUAUUUUAUAUAGCUAUUGUGAUUUUUUUUCCUAUACACAGUAAUUAUGAUGUUUUAAUUUUUAGAUACAAUGCAAAAAUUUUUAUUGGCUGUACUGUGAAAAGAAACUGGUAUUAAUUUGAUACUUUUAAUGUUGACGUGUUGAUGACUAUCAUUGGGCUAUAACUAAUGGAUUCAUUGAUUCUAAAUGCUUCAGUAAAUUUUUUUUAAUUAUCAUCAUAUUUUGGAGAAUGAAAUACAUUAAACUAUAUUUUAUGAUUUAAACCCAGCUUUCAAAAUCAGUGUUCUUUCAGCUGAUAUACAUGUACAUGUAUGUAUGUUAAUUUUUAAUGACAGUCAUACAUUUUUAUAUGUAUAUACCUGGUAUGUACCAUUGAUAUUCAAAUAUAAAAUGUAGGUUAUGUAUGGUCAAAUAUUUCAGUACAUUUACCAUUUUCAAAAUUUAUUUCACCAAAACACUUAGCAAAACAAUUUAGCUGGUUUGUGCAAGGAUAGAUACAGAUUCAACUUGAUAUUUAUUGACAAGGCAAGGAAAAACAGGAAAAUGGCUUAAAGCAAAAGAAUAGGAGGAUAAGGAGGGGAGGGAGAGGGGCAUUGGACGUUGUAAAUGGGGUGGGGUGAGGAGGCUUUUGACAGCUGGAUCUGCCCAUGUGGGUCACCAUUCUUAUAAUAUUCCUCUAUUUUUUACAAAUACCUAUAUUAGGUAGAGAAUUAUUUUAUUCCAUAUUCAGAGUUGAUCUUUACCUAGGUGUAUGAUAUGCAUUAGCUUUGAUGUGCUUAGCCUGUUGUUUUUAAUGUCACAUAUAAGCAAGUUAGAUGUUUUUACAUACAUGUACAUGUACCAUAAUGUUGAAUUUCACACCUCCACCAUUGGCAUUGGUGACAUCUAUACCAGUAAUUUUAAAUUGUAGAGUUGAUAGACUUCAACAUACUGAAUGCCAUAUUCUUAUUCCAGGUUGUUACUUGUUGAAUGCUUUCCAGAUUUAAUGAAAUAAAUUGAUACCAUAUUUU
Messenger RNA from Saccostrea echinata, 3186 nucleotides. Its product is annotated as kynurenine--oxoglutarate transaminase 3-like. Bases 112 to 1506 code for a protein of 464 amino acids. Gene Ontology annotation, biological process: biosynthetic process. Lineage: Eukaryota; Metazoa; Mollusca; Bivalvia; Ostreida; Ostreidae. Gene Ontology annotation, cellular component: mitochondrion; cytoplasm. The record is from RefSeq and is a predicted model, not a curated record. Gene Ontology annotation, molecular function: L-kynurenine:2-oxoglutarate transaminase activity; pyridoxal phosphate binding. The transcript is spliced from 13 exons.